AUGGGAAGCAACAAAGAGAGAAUCGAAGGUUUGGAAGCAAAUCUUGGAGAAUUGCAGGACGAGCUGCAGAAACUAGGCCAAGGCAUGAUAGACAAAUUUCAGUCUAUGGAGGCAAUGAUGAAAAAAAUCGCAGAGUCAAUGGGAAACAACAAAGAUGGAGAGAGCAGUGCACCACCAUCUGCGAGACGCAACGUCGGCAGUCAUCAUCACGAUCCAAACAAUCGGGCAGACACCAUCCACACAAACCCCGUCUAUCAAGCACGUUCCGUGAAGUUGGUGUUCCCUCGAUUCAGUGGUGGUGAUCCAACGUCAUGGCUCAGCAAAGUAAAGCAAUAUUUCGCUUACAAUGAUACACCAUCAGAUGAACGAGUGUCAUAUGCGUCCUACCACUUGGAAGAUGAAGCCAAUGAAUGGUGGCAAGCAAUCUCCAAAGCGUUGAAAGAAGACAAUGUCUACAUCUCUUGGCUCGUGUUUGAGGAAGAGUUGUGGGCACGUUUUGGACCAACCGAUGGCGAUAACUUCGAUGAGGCAUUGUCAAAAAUCCAACAAACGGGUACGCUUCGAGAAUACCAGCGAGAGUUUGAACGUUUGCAGAACAAUGUAGACGGCUGGACUCAGAAAGCUCUUGUUGGCACAUUCCUGGGCGGAUUAAAUCCAUCCAUAGCUGAUCCCAUCCGCAUGUUCAAACCACAAUCGUUGAAAGACGUGAUUGGACUUGCAAGGAUGCGUGACGACCAACUGCAAAAACAGAGGAAAGGUUCGAGUUUCUCUAAUCUGGCGUCUCGUAAUUUUGCUCCAACGCCAACUUGUGACGCAUCCCUCACCCCAAAGAAGCUGAGUUGGGAUGAAAUCAAAAGGAAGCGUAGCUUGGGACUCUGA
Molecule: messenger RNA, 879 nt
Organism: Microthlaspi erraticum
Lineage: Eukaryota; Viridiplantae; Streptophyta; Magnoliopsida; Brassicales; Brassicaceae
Source: the annotation of a GenBank genome assembly